GCGAGUUCCGCCACGCUCUUUCCGGCUGGCGGGGCGGGCGGGGGAGCCGGCCGGGACGUGGAGGAGGCCGGUGUCGCCCGUGCCUGCGCUCUGCGGCCCGCCCAGCAUGGGAUACCCGUGACCCGCGGGUCUCUCUUCCCUACAGGCGGCGGCGCCUGUGCCCGUGCGCGGCGGGGAGGACGCGGGGGCGGCCGCAGGAUGUCAUCACCUUGCCAUACCUCUGCCUUGCUGCUGGUCUUUAUGGCCCUGGCUGUAGCGGGGGCUGAGCAGUCUGAAGAGAGGAGCUGUGAUGUGAUUGGUGAUGAAAGCAGUGAGUCACAAAUGGAAAGAGCCCUGCUGAAGAAACUGGAGCCCCUGAGCCACAUGAGGUUUAACGUGACUGUGGAGAAAGGCAAAACGGAAAACUACGUCUACCAAUUCAGGGUGUGCAGGGAGGUCAACAGCACCUCUCACGAUUAUGGUGGCCUGGUGCAAACAGAUAGACAGAAUGGAAAGACCACAGUGAUAGGAAGAAUCAAUGAAACCCAGGUCUUCAAUGGAAGUGACUGGAUCAUGCUGAUUUAUAAAGGAGGUGAUUCAUAUGGCAGUCACUGCAGUGGUGAGAAGAGACGAGCUGUGAUAAUGAUUUCUUGCAAGCGAGGAGUUACAGCGAGUUCAUUCAGCAUUAUUUCUGAAGAGCGGGAAAAGGAGCAGGAAUGUUUCUACCUCUUUGAGAUGGACAGCAGUGUGGCUUGUCCAGCUGAGAAUUCCCACCUCAGCGUUGGCUCCAUUCUACUGAUCACGUUUGCCUCACUGAUUGCAGUCUACAUCAUUGGUGGGUUCCUCUACCAGCGCCUUGUAGUGGGAGCAAAGGGCAUGGAGCAGUUUCCUCACUUUGCCUUCUGGCAAGAUCUGGGCAAUUUGGUGGCGGACGGCUGUGACUUUGUGUGCCGAUCCAAGCCUCGAAACGCGCCAGCCGCGUACCGUGGUGUGGGGGAUGACCAGCUGGGCGAGGAGUCAGAAGAACGGGAUGACCACUUGCUACCAAUGUGAUAGGCUUUCCACACCAAGUUCUCUUCUCCCCAUCUUCCCAGUGCUUGUUUAGCCGGGUGCCUCCCAGCCAGUUCUCCUUCUCUCACUUCUGAUUUUCUUUACACUGCUUCUGCCGUCUCCGGUGUGUUGAGUCCCAUGGAUGCCUCUGGAUGUGAACAGCACUGGUCCCUGAUGGUGUGUCUUACAAAUAUAAUGCUGUUUUAGGUUUUUAAAAAUGCAGCAAAGCUCGGGGAGAAGUGCUGAGAGUUGAGUAAAGACAACAAGAAAGCAAUAUGAGUUUUCAGCACUGAGCAGGAAUGGGAGAUGAAUCACUGAGAAGAAAAAAGGGCCAUGGAUGGGUGCAGAAAGGGGAAGGAAAAAAGGCCAUGUGCUAAAACAGCUGACACUGUAAAAGGCAUAUUUUGUCUUUUUUUCCCUAGGGUUUACACUGGAAUUAUUUUUCUUUGAAUGCAUUUUCAGCUUUUCUAGCUUCUGCACUGUUACACAGUUUCUGCUGGCAUACCUGGCACAGAGUGCUCUAUGCCAGACUCUGGGGGCGGAAGAGGCAUUAGCACCUGUGCAGUCUUUUGUUUUACGAAUGGCAAAGUAUUGAGAAGUAUGCACUGUUUUCCUUCAACAGCUGUAAAGGGAUGCAUGCCAGCCUCUCAGACUGGAGAGGGGCAAUGCUAAAAAGAUAUAGGAGUUAAAUAUAGUCUCAUGACUUCAGUUCAGUCAAAAUAUUGUCUCUGUCUUCUCAAUCAUUGAGAAGCAAAAGGAAACGAUGUGCUGCUAAGGAAAAGGAACAUUUGCUGAAACUGAACUGACAUUAAGACAAAAUGAGACAGGUAGCUGCCAUUUGAGUUCUGAUACAAGCUUCCCAAGGUGACUGCCCACACAGCACAGUCACUGUCAGCAUUGUGAUUUCAUGCUUGCCAGAAGUUCCUUGUUUGGCAGAGGGUUUUCCUGUGAAGCUAUCAGAAUUUAUUUUUAUAUAAUAGGAACCACGGAAGCCCAGGAUAAGAAUGGUAACACAUUGAAAACUGCAUAAGGGACUCUUGCACUUACUUGGUCAACUUUCAUAAAUUACUGUCCCCUUAAGCAUGGUGCAGGCCAGUCUUAAUACACUUGCCCUGUGCAGAUGGUACUCACAUGCUGCCAAUGUCUGGGAGUGAGAGAUCUUCUCUUGGGGCCCUGGUGAAAAGCAGGUACAGCUGAGUUAUAGACUUACGGGGAACCUUCUGGAACUUGGCACCUUGAUUCUUAAUGGCUUUUUAUUUGAGAGGCUACACUCUGAGCAAUCCCCUUCUACCCUAUUGUGGACUGGCAGGAGAACUGCCCUCAGUCUUGAGGGCAGAGACUGUGAAUAAGCAAGCCACUACUGUUAACAGCAGAGUACAGACAAGAUUCAUGUAUUUUUAAUGCUGUCUGAACAACGACAUUGAGAGAAAAGGGGUAGCCCUGCUUUUUUGCUGGGUUUAGAGUGGGCAAACAAUUCCUGCUUUCUUUGACUUUUGUUACAGUCUCAGUCUUUCUCAUAACAUGGGAAAAAUAGGAAGUCUGUUGUAACUGUUUUUCAUGGUGGUGUUUAAGGUAAUUUUUUUUGUACAAAACACAACUUUCAAAAAUAAAGUGACCAAAAAACCUUA
Molecule: messenger RNA, 2657 nt
Organism: Pseudopipra pipra
Lineage: Eukaryota; Metazoa; Chordata; Aves; Passeriformes; Pipridae
Gene: M6PR
Product: mannose-6-phosphate receptor, cation dependent
Exons: 7
Coding region: 199-1032 (277 amino acids)
Biological process (GO): protein targeting to lysosome
Cellular component (GO): Golgi apparatus; trans-Golgi network; endosome
Molecular function (GO): protein domain specific binding
Source: RefSeq, a predicted model, not a curated record